GGCCUGGACCGCAGAGUGGGGGGCCAUCCUCUCCUCCUCCUCUCCCCCCCCCGCCCCGCCAGCGGGCCUCGGAUCUACGGCGGCUGCCUUCGGCCAGGAAGGGGGCCGCGCCUAGCGUGAACCCCGACCCCGCUCCGUCAGCGACUGGGACCCGGCGCUCCGGAGGAAGGCGUCGCGGGCGCCCGGCGAGCCGAGUUCGAGGCGGGGGAGGCCACCUCGGGCGCGCCCGGCUUCUCCGGGAGGGGCGGGCGCGCAGAUGGCCACUCAGGUGGAGCCGCUGCUGCCGGGGGGCGCCCCGCUCUUGCAGGCCGAAGAGCACGGGGGCCUGGUGAGGAAAAAGCCGCCGCUGACGCCCGAAGGCAAGGGCGAGCCCGGGGCGAACGACGUCGGCGGGGGGGAGCCUGACGGCGGCGCCCGGAGACCUCGGCCGCCCUGCGCCAAGCCGCCCAAGGAAGGCGCCGCCGGGCCUCCGGAGCGCGAGAGCCCGCGGCCGCCGCAGCCUCCGGGCGCCGAGGGCCCGGCGCUCAGCGACGGCGAGGAGGGCGGCGGCGGCGGCGAGCCGGGCGCGGGCGGAGGAGCUCCGGGCGCCCGCCGAGACUUCGUGGAAGCACCCCCGCCCAAGGUGAACCCGUGGACUAAGAACGCGCUGCCGCCGGUCCUCGCCACCGUGAACGGACAGUCCCCUCCAGAGCAUUCUGCUCCCGCCAAGGUGGUAAGGGCUGCGGCUCCCAAGCAGCGCAAAGGCAGCAAGGUUGGUGACUUUGGAGAUGCAAUCAACUGGCCCACACCUGGAGAGAUAGCCCACAAAAGUGUGCAGCCACAGACCCACAAACCUCAGCCUACUCGUAAGCUGCCUCCAAAGAAGGACAUGAAAGAACAGGAGAAAGGAGAGGGGAGCGAUAGUAAAGAGAGCCCCAAAACCAAGUCAGACGAGUCAGGAGAGGAGAAGAAUGGGGAUGAAGACUGCCAGCGAGGUGGACAGAAAAAGAAAGGGAACAAACACAAGUGGGUUCCAUUGCAAAUAGACAUGAAGCCUGAAGUACCCAGAGAGAAAUUGGCCUCCCGCCCCACUCGCCCACAGGAGCCGAGACACACACCUGCUAGCCGUGGAGAGAUGAAAGGGUCUGAGCCUGCCACCUACAUGCCUGUGUCUGUGGCCCCCCCCACCCCAGCCUGGCAACCAGAGACUAAACCGGAGCCUGCCUGGCACGACCAGGAUGAGACAUCGAGUGUGAAGAGUGAUGGGGCUGGUGGGGCGCGGGCUUCCUUCCGUGGCCGUGGACGGGGGCGUGGUCGUGGACGGGGACGUGGACGGGGUGGCGCUCGAACCCACUUUGACUACCAGUUUGGCUACCGGAAAUUUGAUGGUACUGAGGGGCCACGCACCCCCAAGUAUAUGAACAACAUCACCUACUACUUUGACAAUGUCAGUAGUACUGAGCUUUACAGUGUGGACCAGGAGCUACUCAAAGACUACAUCAAACGCCAGAUUGAAUACUACUUCAGCGUGGACAAUUUAGAGCGAGACUUCUUCCUGAGACGGAAAAUGGAUGCUGAUGGUUUCCUUCCCAUCACUCUUAUUGCUUCCUUCCACCGUGUGCAGGCCCUAACCACUGACAUUUCACUCAUCUUUGCGGCCCUAAAAGACAGCAAGGUGGUGGAGAUUGUUGAUGAGAAAGUACGCAGGAGGGAAGAGCCUGAGAAGUGGCCUCUGCCUGGUCCCCCAAUCGUAGAUUAUUCACAGACUGAUUUCUCUCAGCUUCUCAACUGCCCUGAAUUUGUUCCCCGCCAGCACUACCAAAAGGAGACAGAGUCAGCGCCUGGCUCUCCCCGUGCAGUCACCCCAGUGCCAACCAAAACAGAGGAGGUCAGCAACCUGAAGACGCUACCCAAGGGCUUGUCUGCUAGUUUGCCUGACCUGGAUUCUGAGAACUGGAUUGAAGUGAAGAAAAGGCCUCGGCCUUCCCCGGCACGACCUAGGAAGUCAGAGGAGCCCAGACUCUCCCACCCAACCUCUCUGCUCCAGCAGCCUCUCUCCCACCAGCCGAUGGCUAAGGACCAGGAUGAGCAAGAGGAGCUAGAUUUCCUAUUCGACGAAGAGAUGGAGCAGAUGGAUGGACGGAAGAACACCUUCACUGCCUGGUCUGAUGAGGACUCUGACUAUGAGAUCGACGACCGGGAUGUCAACAAAAUCCUCAUUGUUACCCAGACACCACCAUAUAUGCGCCGGCACCCUGGGGGGGACCGCACAGGCAACCACACCUCCCGGGCCAAGAUGAGUGCUGAGCUGGCCAAGGUCAUUAAUGAUGGGCUCUUCUACUAUGAGCAGGACCUGUGGACUGAGAAGUUUGAACCUGAGUAUUCCCAGAUUAAGCAAGAAGUUGAAAACUUCAAGAAAGUCAACAUGAUCAGCCGGGAGCAGUUUGACACUCUGACUCCUGAACCCCCUGUGGAUCCCAACCAGGAGGUUCCUCCUGGGCCGCCCCGGUUCCAGCAAGUUCCCACGGACGCACUGGCCAACAAAUUGUUUGGUGCUCCCGAGCCCUCCACCAUUGCCCGCUCUCUACCAACCACUGUCCCAGAGUCACCAAACUACCGCAAUGCCAGGACUCCCCGCACGCCCCGGACCCCCCAGCUCAAAGAUUCAAGCCAGACUUCGCGGUUUUACCCAGUGGUCAAAGAAGGACGGACGCUGGAUGCCAAGAUGCCUCGAAAAAGGAAGACAAGGCACAGCUCGAACCCACCUUUGGAGAGCCACGUGGGCUGGGUGAUGGACUCCCGGGAGCACCGGCCAAGGACGGCGUCUAUUAGUUCCAGCCCCUCAGAAGGGACGCCUGCAGUUGGUAGCUAUGGCUGCACCCCUCAGUCACUGCCCAAGUUCCAGCAUCCUUCCCACGAGCUGCUCAAGGAGAAUGGCUUCACACAACAUGUCUACCAUAAGUAUCGGAGGCGCUGCCUUAACGAACGAAAGCGCUUGGGCAUUGGCCAGUCUCAGGAGAUGAACACGCUCUUCCGCUUCUGGUCCUUCUUCCUCCGAGAUCACUUCAACAAGAAGAUGUACGAGGAGUUCAAGCAGCUGGCUCUGGAGGAUGCCAAAGAAGGCUACAGAUAUGGUUUGGAGUGCCUUUUUCGAUACUACAGUUAUGGCCUAGAAAAAAAGUUUCGGUUGGACAUAUUCAAGGACUUUCAGGAGGAAACCAUGAAGGACUACGAAGCUGGCCAGCUCUAUGGACUAGAGAAGUUCUGGGCCUUCCUAAAAUAUUCCAAAGCCAAAAAUUUGGACAUUGACCCCAAACUGCAAGAAUACCUCGGCAAAUUCAGACGGCUAGAAGACUUCCGAGUGGAUCCCCCCAUGGGCGAAGAGGGCAGCCACAAACGACACCCCGUGGUAGCAGGCGGCGGCGGCGAGGCCCGGAAGCGAUGUCCCUCCCAGUCUUCCAGCAGGCCAGCCUCCAUGAUGAGCCAACCCCUUCCACCGCCCACUGGCCAGCCCAUCCGGGAAGAUGCCAAAUGGACAAGCCAGCACUCAGACGCUCAGACUUUGGGAAAGUGAAAAGCCCCUAGCCCUGGGGUUUGGGGGGAGAUGGGGUGGGGUGGGCGAAGGUCCAGGGGGGUGCCCAGUCCCAGGAGAGGGGACAGAGAAGGGACAGGCCUGGAGUUAUUUGGAUGGCCUUCAUGCUGAGUAGCGGUGUAUCCACCAUUGUGGCUCUUUGAGGUACCCCUGGGCAGGAGCCUCUGCGCCUCUUUCUCCCCUCCUCUCUCCAUGACCUUUCCAUCCGAGCUUCUUCUAAGGGGGGAGGGGAAGGGGGGAGAUUUUUUAUAUAUAUAUAUACAUAUAUAUAUAUCAAGUUUUAAAUUAUUGAUAGUUUGUCUGGAUUACCAAAAUCACUCUUGAGCCCUGCCCGCGCUGGGGGGCCGCAGCCCCGGUCCCCGCUCCUGGCCUCCUCCUGCUCCCCCUCAAGCCAACUAUGCAGCCCACCAGAAGGCCCUGGGGGCCUCGCCACCACGUAGUCCCGCGGACGGCUCUGACGGGGCCCUGGCCCCGUGAUCAUCGGGGGUUGCCAUCGCCCUCCUCUCCUGCGGCCCCCACUCUGCCCUUCUGCCACUUCCGGGGGAGAAGGAAACCAAAGGAUCUAAAAGUGGGGGCUGGGAAGGCCUCGGCCUCUCCCACUCUCCCCUCCCCCUCCCUCCUUUACCCCCCAGCCCAGAGAGACGCUGCUCAUACCAGAAGAGACUAUUGAGAGAUGAUUUAUUUUAUUUUUCUCUGACCUUUCCAUUUUUGAGAAAAAUGGGGAAAAAAAAUCGACCAUUAAAAAAAAACCAACAAGUCAGCAAACAGCCCCCACCUAAUCCAUAGGAAGUGAUGUCUUUCCCCUCUCCUCGGAAUCGUUUUGUUUUGUUUUGUUUUGUUCUUGGAAAUACUAUUUUUUUAAGCGUUGCCUUAUUGUGGAGCGGGAAUCUGGAAGACCCCCCAAUGCCUGCUUUCCUUGGUGGAGUCGCCCGCGGAGCCCCACCUUGUUGGACGUGCCUGGGCUUGGACUGGCUAGAACCUUUCUCUGGACUGCGUUGCAUGUACAGCGCCUCCCGCCUGGAGGCGAGAGAGUCGGGGUGCUCGAGCCCGAGCCCUCCUCCCCCCAUACCCUGCUGUUGCAUCGUUUGAAGCUGACGCCCCCUGUCUGUACACUGCUGCCACUGUCGUGUCCUCCGCUGCUUGCUGUGGCCCCGUGCCAGGCCCAUCCCGCCGUGACCCCCUCAUCGGAGCCCUUGGAGCCCCGAGGCCAAGUUCACGUCAAACUGUCCUGACGGAGAGAAGAGUUGGCCCGGAUCUGGAACACACUUGAGCGUACCCCGCCCCGCCUGGAGGGGAAGGGGCCCGGUGCACCCCGCAGCCGAGGCCGGGAUCUGUUUCUCCACGUUGCCCCCCAAAAGAUGGGAGACCCCCCCCCAAGGAGGCCCUGCCUAGCGCAGGGGGGUGGGGGAAGAGGCGCCCCUCUCCUCCGAGGGCCUCCCUCCCUCGUGGGGUCUUCCCAUCGUGCAUCUCCCCGGCCUCCCUCUGCGAGCCAUCUCACCACCUUCUGAGCAAGCCCGCCCGCCGCCGCCGCCAGCGCCAGCCCGGGAGUGAGCGCGGAGGGGCGGGGAAGGCAGUGCGGACAGAGUGCGCGCCUGCCCGGCCCUCGGCGCCCCGCCUCCCCGCCGCCGCUGGGCACCGGGCUCCUCCGUGGCCCAAAGGUUGGGAGGAUAAGGAAGAUGGGCGCCCCGGGCCGCCAGGGCCCGGCCUCCCUCCGCCCAGCGUCCUUCACCGCGCAGCCCGCGCCCUCCCCACGCGCACUGUGGGGACCCGAGGCCGCCCCAGACACUGGACUCCCGCACCCCGAGCUCCCCCCGUGGGUUUCCCCCGUCUUUCCUUUGGCCGAUCCCCCCCAGUCUGUGCCCAGCACCACAGAAGCCUCUCAGGGCUCGGCCCGCGUGGCCCCGGGGGCGCCCGGAGGGUGGAGGGCGGGGCGGCUGCGCCCCACGCCCGGCGCCCCGCAGCGGGGAUCUCAUCUCAACCGAGGCCGAGAGCGGUGCGAGCUUCUUUCCCUUUUUUUUUUUUCCUCUUUUUUUUUUUUUUUUUUUUUUGUAACAUGUUAGGAGUUAAUGUUGCAAAGAGUAGUUUACAUCCUCACCCUCUGAAGACACUUGAAUUUAGGACCGAUGUAUCUGUGACGAGCAUGCAGGAGCGGCAGGGCCUCGAGGCCGGCCGCUUCCCACCCACCAUCUUCCCACGGGGAUCUAGGAACCGGAGACGCCAGGCAGCGCCCUGCCCAGCCCCCCAGCCCCCUCCGCUCACCCCACACCUUCCCAGGCUUGCUCCCCGCAGAGCGUCCUUUGGGAGGACGGCAGGCCUUCUGUCUGCGUGCCUGGGCCUGGCGAGGGGCAGGUUCUCCGGACUGCCCCCCCCCCCCCCCCCCACCGGGGAGCGAGCGCACUGGGAGGAGAGGAGGCCGCCCACCUGUGCCGGCCUGGCCCGAGGCCCCGGGGAGCUGCCCAGCCCCAUGUGGAAGUUGUUCAACUUUUUUUUUUUGUUUUGUUUUGUUUUGUUCCAUUGUAGCUCUUUUUCCCCCCCUUUCUGAUGAUUGAUUUACGGAAGAAAGCAAGCUGCUCAGAAGGCCCAGGAAGUGGGGGGGAGGGGUGCCAAAAGUCUGGGUAGUCUGGAUCAUCUGGGACUCUUGAAUAGGAACCCCCAAAGUACUCGUGUGGAAGGGUCCCCGAGU
Molecule: messenger RNA, 6254 nt
Organism: Perognathus longimembris pacificus (Pacific pocket mouse)
Lineage: Eukaryota; Metazoa; Chordata; Mammalia; Rodentia; Heteromyidae
Gene: Larp1
Product: La ribonucleoprotein 1, translational regulator
Biological process (GO): positive regulation of translation; mRNA stabilization
Cellular component (GO): cytoplasmic stress granule; cytosol
Molecular function (GO): RNA cap binding
Source: RefSeq, a predicted model, not a curated record